GAGCCGUAAAAAGUACCAUCUUGACUUUGUUAAGUCUUCGAUUUGUGUGGCUCACUCAAGAUGGCUACUGACACGGUGGACAAGACGGAAAAGCUCGAUCUCGAGCAGACGCCGACUCUGGGUGUUGCGGAAAAGGGCGAAGUCAUUCAGCUUGAUGCCGAUGAGGCACUUAAUGCUGUUGCUGGUCUGGAUACGGCCGCUUUGCGGCUUGACGAGGAGACGGAGCGGCGGCUGCUGCGCAAGAUUGACUGGAACCUCAUGCCUCUCAUGUGUAUUGUCUAUGGCCUCAACUAUCUUGACAAAACAACACUGUCGUAUGCGAGCAUCAUGGGCCUGAAAGAAGACCUCAAGCUCAAGGGCGACAACUACCAAUGGCUGUCAAGCCUGUUUUACUUUGGAUACCUGGGCUGGGAGUUUCCCACGAAUCGUCUGUUACAGCGUCUUCCUCUCGCCAAGUACUCCGCCUUCAACAUCAUCAUGUGGGGAAUCGUCCUGUCCCUCUUUGCUGUCACGGAGAACUUUGGAGGAGCUGUUGUCAUUCGACUCUUCUUGGGUAUCUUUGAGGCAGCUGUGACGCCAGGUUUCGCUCUGUUUGUAUCCCAGUGGUACACUAAGAAAGAGCAAGGCUUCAGAACGGGUAUAUGGUUCAGCUUCAACGGAUGGGCCCAGAUCUUUGGCGGCUUGGUAGCGUACGGCUUCGCCCACGGCGCCUCGACUUAUGGCUUCUCCAUCGCCCCGUGGAAAGCAAUUUUCGUUUUCACAGGCGUCUUGACAAGCACCAUCGGCAUCAUCUUCCUCUUCAUCAUGCCGGACAAUCAGCUCAACGCAAGAUUCCUCACCAAGGAAGAACGCUUGCUAGCCAUUCACCGCAUCAAGGUCAACGAGCAAGGCAUUGGAAACAAGCACUUCAAGUGGUAUCAGGUCAAGGAAGCCCUUACCGAUCCCGCCAUCUGGGGGUUCGUCUUCUAUGCGCUGGUUGCGGAUAUUCCCAAUGGCGGCAUUUCCAACUUCUUCAGCCAGCUGAUUGUCUCCUUUGGGUAUACGCCGCAGCAGAGUCUGCUAUAUGGAACGCCUGGUGGAGGGGUGGAGGUUGUCGCUCUGCUGCUCUGCGGAUACUUGGGUGAUCGCAUGGGGAGUCGAAUCUUGGUGUGCAUGUCUGGACUUGUGGUGGCCAUGGUUGGGGUGAUUAUGAUUGUCGCUAUACCGUUGGACAAGCCUGCCGGUCGACUGGCUGGCUACUAUCUCACACAGGCGAGCCCGACCCCGUUUGUUGCGCUCUUGUCAUUGAUCUCUACCAAUGUGGCUGGAUGGACCAAAAAGACGACAGUAGCAGCAAUGUAUCUGGUUGCAUACUGUGUUGGAAACAUCAUCGGGCCACAGACUUUCCGUCCGGAAGAUGCACCAGAGUAUCGACCGGCUGAAAUAACCAUCUUGGUCUGCUGGGGCGCUUGCCUGAUCGAUCUUGCUUUCAUCUGGUGGUACUACCGCCGGCAGAACCUCAAGAAGAGCCUUAUUCGGGCGGAUCCGUCUUAUACCAAGGUUGAGAACCAGGAGUUUCUCGAUAUGACGGACAAGGAGAAUGCAGAGUUUCAAUACUCUCUGUGACGGAGUAGGAGAAAAAGAAGAAGUGUACAUGUAUCAUGGGAACAAAGAACAGAACACAAUACGUAUCAAUACUUC
Molecule: messenger RNA, 1680 nt
Organism: Trichoderma reesei QM6a
Lineage: Eukaryota; Fungi; Ascomycota; Sordariomycetes; Hypocreales; Hypocreaceae
Exons: 9
Coding region: 61-1605 (514 amino acids)
Biological process (GO): dipeptide transport; transmembrane transport; tripeptide transport
Cellular component (GO): plasma membrane
Molecular function (GO): dipeptide transmembrane transporter activity; allantoate transmembrane transporter activity
Source: RefSeq, a predicted model, not a curated record